CUUCGGAUAUGAGUUACUCGGGUAGGAGGUGGUCCACGUCAUAUUUUAGACUUACCGUGCUUAUAAAAAUGGCGGAUGUCUGUUUCCAGCAGAAAAGACGUAAUUAUUAAUUUGAUAUAAGAGAGAAGAUCAAGAGAAAAGCUGAAAAUGUCAAAGCAUUCUGUUUCCAAUAAAAACUUUCAAUGUGAUAUUUGUGGUAAAUCAAUAAGAGACUCUACUAGUUUAAAUAGUCACAUUAUGAUUCAUACUGGGGAGAGGCCAUAUAAAUGUGAUGUUUGUAGGAAAUCAUUUACCAAUAGUAGCAGUCUACAGCAACACAUCAAAAUACAUACUGGUGAAAAACCCUUUUCUUGUGAUGUUUGUAGAAAAUCAUUUACCCAUAGAAGUAAUCUGGAACAACACACCAGAACCCAUACCGGAAAAAAACCCUUUUCUUGUGAUGUUUGUAGUAAAUCAUUUACCACUUGUGGUAAUCUCCAAGUACACACCAGAAUCCAUACAGGGGAAAAACCCUUUUUUUGUGAUGUUUGUAGUAAAACAUUUACCACUAGUAGAGGUCGAGAAAAACACACCAGAAUUCAUACUGGUGAAAAACCCUAUUCUUGUGAUGUUUGUAGAAAAUCUUUCACCACUAUUGAUAAUCUACAUUCACACACCAGGACUCAUACUGGCGAAAAACCCUUUUCUUGUGAUAUUUGUAAAAAAUCAUUUACGCAGAGUAAUAAUCUACAGGUACACACCAGAACCCAUACAGGUGAAAAACCCUUUUCUUGUGAUGUUUGUGAAAAAUCAUUUACCUCUAGAAGUUAUCUACAGAUACACACCAGAAUUCAUACUGGUGAGAAACCCUUUUCUUGUGAUGUUUGUACGAAAUCAUUUACGAUUAGUAUUAGUCUACAGCAACACAUGAAUACACAUACGGGUGAAAAACCAUUUUCUUGUGAUGUUUGUAGAAAAUCAUUUACCGAUAGAAGUAAUCUGGAGCGACACACCAGAACCCAUACUGGAAAAAAACCCUUUUCUUGUGAUGUUUGUGAAAAAUCUUUUACCUCUAGAAGUUAUCUACAGAUACACACCAGAAUUCAUACUGGUGAAAAACCCUUUUCUUGUGAUGUUUGUACGAAAUCAUUUACGAUUAGUAUUAGUCUACAGCAACACAUGAAUACACAUACGGGCGAAAAACCAUUUUCUUGUGAUGUUUGUAGAAAAUCAUUUACCGAUAGAAGUAAUCUGCAGCGACACACCAGAACCCAUACUGGAAAAAAACCAUUUUCUUGUGAUGUUUGUAGUAAAUCAUUUACCCGUAUUAGUAGUCUAGAUGUACACACCAGAAUCCAUACCGGAAAAAAAACAUAAAUGUGAUGUUUGUAGUAAAUCAUUUACCCACAAUAGUAGUCUACAUAAACAUAAAAGAAUUCAUGCUAGAGAAUAAAAUACUGGUGAAAAGUGAUGUUUGUUGUAUAUCGAUUAACACUGGGAGUGAUCUACAUAAACGUUCAAGAAUUGAUACUGAUGAAAAAUCCUUUUCUUGUGUUGUUUUUAUACGCCCACAUUUUCAUGUGGACGUAUAUUGUUGUCGCCCCUGUCCGCCACAAUUGUUUGUGAACAGUCUACAGGUCACAAUUUUUAUUCGAUUUCAAUGAAACUCGAAAUAUAGGUUUAUCACCCUAAGAUCUCGGUUCCUUUCGAUAUUGGCAUCUAUCGGACCGUAACUUCAUGGAUUAUGGCCCCUGAUUGUACGAAAAAUCACGUUUUUGGCUUGUGAACACUGUAGAGGUCACAAUU
Patella vulgata (common limpet) is the source of this 1785-nucleotide messenger RNA. Its product is annotated as zinc finger protein 235-like. The record is from RefSeq and is a predicted model, not a curated record. The coding region runs from base 148 to 1356 and encodes 402 amino acids. The transcript is spliced from 2 exons. Lineage: Eukaryota; Metazoa; Mollusca; Gastropoda; Patellidae.